Diabrotica virgifera virgifera (western corn rootworm) is the source of this 13212-nucleotide messenger RNA. RefSeq names its product glucose dehydrogenase [FAD, quinone]-like. Gene Ontology annotation, molecular function: flavin adenine dinucleotide binding; oxidoreductase activity, acting on CH-OH group of donors. The coding region runs from base 863 to 2740 and encodes 625 amino acids. NCBI's taxonomy places the organism in Eukaryota, Metazoa, Arthropoda, Insecta, Coleoptera, Chrysomelidae. The record is from RefSeq and is a predicted model, not a curated record. The transcript has 9 exons.
GUAGCACUCGGCGGUCUUGUACCGUCGUCGCAGUCGUUGUUCGACAGAUAUUGCGUCAAAUUUAAAGUCUGCCGAGCAGAGCAGUCACCUCAGAAAUUUCUCCUGCGAUGUUUUGUUUGCUUCGCUUGCACCGAUAGGUUAAUUGCAUCGAAGAACGCGGACUCGACGGGAAAGACGUCAAGCGACGCGAGUGAUUGUUUAGCAAGUGCAUGUGAAAUUAAGACGCGAUGGUGUGCUUUAAGGAUUACGUCUUUUUGCUUAGGAGAUCAUUCGUCUGCCCUUAGAAGGCAAUGAACAUACCAGAAACGACCACAAAGAAGUUGAAAUAUCCUCACGCAGAUAGCAGAAUCAAGUAUAAAACUGAUAUUAUCCUCAGACCCAAACUUAAAGAAGUCUUUACACCCAUUUACAAUACGACACCGGCUGACCGAUAUUGUAGCAAACAUUUAAACGAGUACAACAAACAAACUACAUCAGACAACCAACCUAAUCUUCAGUUUAAAGUUAAUGAAAGAAAUAUCUCAGGCUCCGACAAGAAGAUCGAAAUAGAAACAAGUUACUCAGAUUUCAAGAAGAAAUCUCAGCAGCUAGAUUAUCUAAAGAACAACCUAUGUAUCAAAUCGUGCUUGGGAAACAACAGGGAGAUAUUGAGGUUUCAGAUGAAGAAAGUGACAAUAAGAAACUACACUCCAAAAAUACUCAACCAAGAGAUAAAUAUGGGCAUGUGGAUAUGACCAGUAAGCUUCUGAGGUGAUACGAUAUUACAAUCUAGACUUCAGUUACCUGCAUGUGCCAAAUAGUUGUGAUUGCAUAACUCUAGCAUUAGGAGUUAUUUUAGGUUAAUUAUUUAUAAUUUACGAAAAUGUCAGCAUUAGCAGCAAUAGGACAAAUAGCAAGCUUGGCGAUUGGAGUAACAACCAAUCCGCUAACAAUAUUGGGGUUAGUUCCUGUUUUUGCUGCUGGCCUCACGUUUAUGAGGUAUCUUUCAAUGGACCCCGAAGUGCACCCGAGGAAUACUGUCAAUGUUCGACCAGAAUACGACUUCAUAGUGAUAGGAGGCGGUUCAGCUGGGGCGGUAGUAGCCUCCAGGCUAUCAGAGAUUUCCAACUGGACAGUUUUGCUGAUAGAAGCAGGAGGCGACGAGAAUGAAGUAUCGGAUAUUCCGACUCUGAGUGGUUACAUGCAAAUGUCCCACAUGGAUUGGAUGUAUCAGACAUCUCCGCCAGGGGAUUCCCCUUACUGUCUGGCUAUGCUUGGAGAUCGAUGCAAUUGGCCAAGGGGUAAAGUAUUAGGUGGUUCCAGUGUCUUAAACGCUAUGGUCUACGUCCGGGGUAACCGUCAGGACUACGAUUACUGGGAAGCCCAAGGCAAUCCGGGCUGGUCAUAUGAUAAUGUGCUGCCAUAUUUCUUAAAAUCGGAAGACAACAGAAAUCCUUACCUCUCUAAAACGCCAUACCAUCAAACGGGAGGUUAUUUAACAGUUCAAGAAUCCCCUUGGAGGACUCCUUUAUCUAUAGCUUUUCUACAAGCUGGAAGAGAAUUAGGUUACCAGAUUAGAGACAUUAACGGAGAGAUCCAGACUGGAUUUAUGCUGACGCAAGGUACCAUACGAAGAGGUUCAAGAUGUUCAACAGCCAAAGCAUUUCUCAGACCAGUACGAAACAGACCGAACCUUCACAUAGCGAUGCACGCACAAGUCACCAAAAUCAAAAUAAAUCCGAAGACCAAAGAAGCCUUUGCGGUGAGAAUGAUCCGUAACAAUAGACCUCAAACCAUCCGUGCCAGGAGAGAGAUAAUUUUAAGCGCGGGAGCAAUUGGCAGUCCUCAACUUCUGAUGCUAUCUGGUGUAGGUCCCAAGGAACAUUUGGAAUCAUUCAAGAUACCAGUUCUGAGUGAUUUGAAAGUUGGACACAAUCUACAAGACCAUGUAGGCUUGGGUGGGUUUACUUUUACAAUCGACGAUCCUAUCAGUUUUACCAAGAAACGUUACCAAACGUGGCAGGUUGCCUUGGAGUAUAUCAUGAAUGAGAAAGGCCCCAUGACAUCAAUUGGAGGAGUUGAAGGUCUGGCAUUUGUGAAUACAAAAUACGCGCCCAAAUCGGGGCUAUGGCCAGAUAUCCAAUUCCACUUUGCUCCAAGUAGUGUAAACUCAGAUCCAGAUCAAGUACGAAAAAUCACAGGAUUACGGGAUAGCGUUUAUAACACAGUCUACAAACCUCUCAGAGACACCGAUACCUGGACCAUUUUACCGCUUCUUCUUAGACCAAGAAGUACUGGAUGGAUACGGCUGAAAUCCAUAGACCCCAUGGUGUAUCCUGAUAUCAAUCCCAAUUAUUUCACUCAUAAGGAAGAUAUUGCUACUCUGACUGAAGGAAUAAGAAUUGCGUUGAAUGUUUCAGCUUCUCAAGCUUUCCAAAGGUUUAACUCCAAGCCACACAAAAUCCCUUUUCCUGGUUGUCGACAAUAUGCUUUUGACACCGACGAAUACUGGGAAUGUUCAAUUCGCCAUUUCACAUUCACCAUUUACCAUCCCACAUCAACGUGCAAGAUGGGACCAGCAACAGAUGCAGAUGCCGUUGUGGAUCCGAGAUUGAAGGUUUACGGAAUCGGAAGGCUAAGAGUUGUGGACGCUUCAAUUAUGCCCACAAUAGUUAGUGGAAAUACCAAUGCUCCUACCAUUAUGAUUGGAGAAAAGGCUUCCGAUAUGAUUAAAGAAGAUUGGGGUAUCGCUACGAGGUAGUAUUGCAGUGACCUUAAUAAGAGUUAGAAGAACUUAUAGAAAAGCUCUUCCACAGACAGGUCUUUCGCCAUAUGAUUGAGAUUUAUGACAUUAUAUUGAGAUACGAUUAAUAAUAUAUUAUGAGAUAUCAUAAUAGUCCGUUAUUUAACGGUAAAAUAUUGCAAAAUCUCUAAAUUUUAAAGAACCGCUUGGAUUGACAUGAAAUUUGGCAUACACAUAGCUAACAAGUCAAAGAAAAAAGUGAUAUUGUGCCGAUAUGUGCUUUUGACCUGGGGUGGUUUUCACCCCCUCUUGGGGGUGAAAAAAUAUUCGUCCAAAGAAAGUCAGGAAAUGGAUAAACUGGCUAAUUUUAAGUAACUUUUGUUCCAUAGAGUUUUUUCACUAAGUCAAUACUUUUCGAGUUAUUUGGCAGUGAAUAUGUUCAUUUUUUCAACAAAAUAACCACGCUUUUAGACGGUUUUUCGAAAAUAGCUUAAAUAGUAAGUAUUUUGUCGAAAAAAUGUUCUUAGCAAAAAUAUAGCCUGUAAAAUUUUUAAAAAAAUGGUGUAUAUAUCACGUCUCUACACCUAGUAGAAGCAGAGUUAUAGCUAAUUAAAAAUAGGUUCAUAUUCGUCAAAUUCCAAAUGGAAUACUUUAACGUGAAAUAACCAAAAAUGAAGCACAUUUCGGGGAAAACUCAUUACAACUUAUUUAAAGUGUUUAAAAAAAGCUUUAUUUUUGUUUUAUAAAAAAAAUUUCUAGCAUCAAAAUUAAACAAGUUACGCUCAAAAUAAAGUUAGUCCCUUUUGGUUUUGGUAAAAAAAUCGAGAAAAUCACCCCCUAAUUAGUAUCUUAAAUGAACUUAAUCGUUACGACUUCACAAGUUUCUUGACUCGUGUAUAUAUUGUUUAUAUGACCUGUAAGUUUCAUCGGUUCAAAGUCUUUAUUAUUGAAAGGGCUGUAGUUAAAAGGGGUUGAACGAGUCACUGAUCACGAAUGUAUGCAAAUUUAGAAACACCAAAUCUUAAUCAAUUUUUGUCUAACAGAAAAACAAAAAAAUACAUGAUAUUCAGAAAAGCAAAUCUGACUUUUUUUUUUGUUUUUCGAGAUUUUUGGUAUCUCUAACAAUUUUUAAGUUAUUUUGAAAAAAAGCAUAUUUUGAUAGCAUAUUUACUUUGAAACCAAAUUUUUUCAAAAAUAAGCACUUUGAAUCGAUGAAACUUACAGAUCAUAUAAACACAACAUAAGUAAAAUAAUUUGUGGAGCGGUAACGAUUAAUUUCAUUUAAGUUGCUAAUUGAAGACAUGAGAUGAUAAAGGUGCCAUGUCCACUUUUUCAGAUAUUGAGUAAUUGAAGGAAACGCGUUUUCACUUAUAUAUUUUUUUUAAUAAAUUUUAUAAAAAUUACCAAUAUCUUAUUAGAUUAGAAUCGUUUUGUACUUUUUUAUAUAAUAUUUUUUGUUUUUCUAGAAUUUAAACUUUUUUAGUAAUUUUAAUUUUAAUGGACAUAGCACCUUAAUCAACCAACAUUUUAUGCAGAUGUUGGUAUAAACUUGAGUAGAGAAAGGUGUUAUGUCACCUAUGUUGUAUUUAAAUUUUAAAAAAAUAAUAAAUAAUCUGGAAAUUAAAUUUUAUUUGCAGAUUAACAAAAUCAAAGUAAGAUACAUUAAAAAUUUAUAAACAAAGACACAGAAACAUUUAAAUUUAACAUGAAUUACGUUUUUUCUUAGGGUUUUUCAAACAUUCUUCUAAAACAAUAGCAUAAUACCAUUUAUACUCUGCUGGAAUAAACUUAAGUUGAUCUUGUAGAUUUGAAAUUUUUUCAGAAGUCAAACCACCGCAUUUAGGUAACUUUUGUAAAACAACUUGAUUACUUUGUACUAUCAGUUCUCUUUUUUUUUUUGUAAGUCAGUUUAAAUGGGGUAAACGGAUCUAAACUAGUUUUGUAAAAGUAUUUUCCAAAACAACUUACUCUUAGCCACUUCACUUUAUCUCGAAAAUUUAUUUUUUGGUCAAGACUAUUAGUGAGUCUUUUGUUUAAAUGAAGUUUUGCAGGUAGAGUUUCAAAGCAAUAAAAAAAAUGUUCCAUGUUAAGGCAUACACUUUGUUUGGUACUCGCAGAUCUAAUAAUUUCCCGAUAUUGGUCUGGUAUAUAAAUAUUCUGAUGUUUUCUAAGAACCUUUUCUAUUCUUCCAAAGUCUCUGUCAGAGUUAAGGUAACUGUGACCAACUUCGGGAAAUUUAUGGUCAAUGAUCUUAAAUAUUUUAUUUAAUAUUAGGUAUUGAAAAAGGUUAAUAAUGGAGAAGUUUUUGUUUUGUCCCCCACAUUGAUCUGACCAAAUUAUUAAAUGAUCAAUUUGGGGAUUUUCUUCUUUAAGAAGCAGACAAAAUCGUAGCAAACAACUUGGCUAUUUCAUUACUUCCCCUAUUGGCAAUAUCCUCAGUCCAUGUAAAAAAAUAGGACUUAUGACCAGAACUGGUUAAACAGUGGACUCCAAAGUUGUAUAGCCACAUUUGUCUUAAGUAAAAAGAUUUUGACGUUGAUAGCUUUGGCAAAGGCAUCGUUUGUUGACGAUCCAUUGUUAUGUAACAUUUUUCUUUGGAAAUUUUUACUGCUUCGCGGUCAACUUUCUGCUGCGCAAAAGCAAGUUGAAAAUUAUUCGAGUGCUCUAAAGAGUUCUCUCCAGCAUCGCAUAAACUGCAAGUAUCACUUUUUGGUACACCAAAAGAUAAGUUAAACUUUGUUUCAAAUAUAUGUCUGUAAAAAGAGGCCUUUACGAAAUAUUUAGUUUCGAGCUUUUUUGUUUGACAAUCCUCUAUAUACAGUUGAUGAAGUCGGUUAAUAUUUAGUAAAGGGGAAAGGUAUUUUUUAUGUGGGUUUUUAGUCCUAGAAUAAUGUGAUUCUUCUGAAGGAAACUGCUUGAUAUGAUUUUCAAUAUGAUUUUUGUGAUGCACUUGCUUAUGUGGUGAGGGCAUUACCUGGCCAGAUUUUAAGUCAUUUUGAGCUUUAAAGACUUUUUUUCGUCCAAUUCGGUAUAAAGAGCAGAAAGCAUCUUUACACACUAGUGUAUUUUCUUUAUCACACGUAAUAAAAUAUUUAAAGAUGUAAGCUUUCGUUUUUAUAUUUUUACGAGGGCGGUGACGAUUAACUUCCUGCAUCUUAAUACUUUUAAAAAUUAAAAUAUUUUUGGAAUUUGUAUCUAGCUUAUAAAAUUUUCUUAGAAUUUCUUCUCUGCUUGCAAUACUAAACUUCUCAGUACAGUUUAGUCUACAUUUUUCUUUACACAGUAAAUCUCUUUUAAUUGUUUUUUCUUCCAUCACUUUACCAGUCUUUUGAGAAAUAUAUUCUUUACCUUGUUGUCUUAACCUUGCAGCUUUAUUUCGUUUCCAAUUAUCAGGUUUCCGGACUCUUUUUUUAGUUAUUUUUAAAACUGGUUUAACAAUUUCUCUUCUACUUAUUUCAUCGGCAGUAACAUGGAAUUGCUGGUUAUGGUCUUCUAUACGUAUUUCCCGAGGUAUUUCCUCCUGCACUUCGUCAAUCCUAUCCGGGGUUUCCCUGCCGUUUGUCGGAACCUUAAAAAUAUCUUAGUUAUUUAUUAAAUUUAUACUUAUUUCUAAUUUCUAUUUUUAUUUCUUAAUCUUAACUUUUUUUAGCUUUACCUUUUUAAUUUCUUGGUUAUCAGAAAACAUUUUACGUUUGACUCUAUCAACAUCCGGAUAUUUGUUUAUGAGACUCGUCGAAUAAGAAAUAUUUGAGUUAUCAGAAUCCUCUUCUGAAUCUUCUUCACUGGAAGGGGAAUAUUCGCUGCCUGAUGUAACACUUUCAUCAGUACAAUUAUCCAUAUAGUCUAAAAAUUUAAUUUAGGUACAUAGGUAGGUAUGUAUGUAAUAAUAACUCAAGUAAUGUAUAUUAUACCUAUAUUUUUUUAAAUAAAAAAUUGAAUCGCAGAGGAAGUAAAUUGUUAUUAAAAAGAGAUGAUUAAUUAAUAAAGGUAGUAAAAAAUUUUUUAAUAUGCUUACCUGCUUUAGAGUUGACCUUCUUUUGAAGUCCACUAGUGCUUGGCUGCUCCAAAAUCACCGCAUUGGUAUUGACCUCUAGAGAAGUACAAAAUACAGUUUCUAUCUACAAAAAAAUUCUCUAUUCGGACUUACCUUUAUUUGAAACACAUAUUUUCUUGUUUUUUACUAAUUCUAACAUUCUUUUACUUCUCGAACCCAUGUUGAAAGAUGUGAUAAACAACAAACAUAACCUUAAAAUGUCACAUGGCACCUACCAUGUAAAUAAAACUUUCCCACUAUCUAGUGGAUAAAGGUGCUAUGUCCUUAAAUAUGGACAUAGCACCUUUAUCUAAUAAAAAAGGGUACUUAGUCAUAGGACAUAGUACCUUUAUCAAUUAAAAUAAUCCUUAUUAUUAACAAUUUAAGAAUCUUGAGUUAUUCAGGGGUUGUAUUACGACUUUAGGUAACCAAAUAUACAAAUAAGUCAUUUUUUGAAAAAAAUAGACAUAGCACCUUUAUCAACUCAUGUCUUUAAUUAGAGGGUGGUCUUCCCGAUUUUUUUUUUUUUAAACAAAAGGGACCAACUUUAUUUUGAGCGUAACUUGCUUAACUUUAAUGCUAGAAACUUUUUGUAAAAACAAUAAUAAAGAUUUUUUUAAACACUAUAAAAAAGUUAUAAUGGGUUUUCCCCAAAAAGUGCUUAAUUUUUUGGAUAUUGCACGUCGAAAUGUUCUAUUUGAAAUUUGGUGAAUAUGAAUCUAUUUUUCAAUGGCUAUAACUCCGGUUCUACGAGAUCCAGAGACCUAACGCGUACACCAUUUUUUUUUACUUUUUUAUAAGCUAUAUUUUUGCUAAGAACGUUUUUUUCGACAAAAUACUUACUUUUUGAGUUAUUUGCGAAAAAGCGUCUAAAAAUGUGGUUAUUUUGUUGAAAAAUGAACAUAUUCACUCGCAAAUAACUCGAAAAGUGUUGACUUGGCGAAAAAGCUCUACAGAACAACAGUUACUUAAAAUUAGUCAGUUUACCCAUUUCCGGACUUAUUUUGGACAUAUAUUUUUUCACCCAUAAGAGGGGGUGAAAGUCACCCCCAGGGCAAAAGCACACAUCGGCACAAUAUCACUUUUUUUCUUUGACAUGUAAGCUAUACGUAUGCCAAAUUUCAUGUCAAUCCAAGCGGUUCUUUAAAAUUUAGAGCAAAAACCGUGAAAGAAUGGACUAUAAGAUCUUUGUCAAAUAAUCGUCACUAUCAGAAAUGCAAUAUAUGUAAAUAUUGUCAAAGUUACCUUGUAGACAAACAAACUGGAAGAAAAUUUUUAAAAGAUUUUGAAAGAUUUCAUUGAUACGUCACUGUUACAAACGUAUUGGGUUCAUGAGAGAUGAGACAUACUGACAAUUUGCUUUUCUGAAGGGAGCAAAAUUUGUGUUACUGUUAUGACGAUGGCAUAUUUUUAAACAUGUUUACGGCCGGUUUCACAAAGUAAAGUUAACUUGUGGUUAAGAGGUUGCCCCAAAAUAUGCGUUUUAGUUUCAAGCUCAACGGCGAAGUUGUAGUUAAAUGACAGAAUUUUUAAGCAGAGGUUGGAGUGGGUUAUCAACAAUUAUGAAACUGAAAAGCAUAUUUUGGGGUAAAUUCUGGUUAUCUCUUAACCACAAGUUAACUUUACUUUGUGAAACCGGCCGUUAGUUUGAUAUUUGAUUUUCAUUUUUUUAAUCGAGUCUUUGAAAAUAAAAAAUUAAGCCUAUGGUGCGUAAAAGUGUUGUUACAGUAUAAAAAUGGUCCAUGGAAUUUAGAUUUUAGGUCUUCCUUUAUGGAAGACUUAAGAUCAAUAGCAGAACAAUAAAACAGAACGUAUUUUUCAUUUUCAAUAACAGUAACUAGUCAUUGAAAAUGACUUGUUUUUCAAAAUAUUAUUUUUUUAUGGUCUAUACAUUUUUAAACCCUUUUGAACUGGUUGUCAAAAUGGAUCUACCCAUAUUCCAUUCCGCUUUAGAUAUCUCCAACACAUUUGUAUGACUUAAAGGCUUAUUCUGACGACUAAAAUCAUUGUCUUUUAUCUUCGACAUUCGGGAACAAAAAAAUAAUAAUUUUUGAUGUAUGGCAGCUACUCUUCUUCCUCUUCUUCUUCUUCUUCUUCAGAUGCAAAUCCACUAGUGGAUGUUAGCGAUCACAUUUUCCAUUAAGUCUCUGUUUCUUGCAAUAUGCAUAUGAGAUUGUAUGUCGUUAAUCCCUGUCCAUUGCCUUAUGUUUCGGAAUAAGGGCAUUUUCUUACGUUCCAUUCCUCUCUUGCCUUGAAUUUUACCCUCGAUUAUAAGUUAGAGGAACUGGUAUUUUUUAUUUCGCAUGAUGUGACCCAGAUACGCCGUUUUCCUUUUCUUGAUGGUUUCGAAAAGUUGGCGUUCUAGGUUGAUACUUUUAAGGGCAUCUACAUUUGUGACUUUCGCCGUCCAUGGUAUCUUUAGGAUACGACAAUAAAGCCACAUUUCGAAGGCUUCUACUAAUCUAUUUAUAUCCCUCGUUUUUAGUGCCCAGCCCUGUACGCCAUAUAACAGCACCGACCAACAUAGCACUUAGCAAACCUUAGUCUCAGUUGAAGAUCGAACUCUAAACAGGUCAGUACCCUCCUGAAUUUUACGAAAGCUUGUCGAGCUUGCUCAAUGCGACAUUUUACUUCUCUAACCGAUGCCCAGUCUUCAAAUCGCCACGUUCUCAGGUGUUUAAAUUUGCUCACUCUUUUAAUGGACUUCGUAUUCAGUGUUAUGGUGGAGUUUUUAAGUGCAUCCAAGUUUCUGGAGAUGAUCAUGAAUUUGGUCAGCUACUCUUGGUUUUCCAAAAAAAAAAACAUGCAAUCACGUAUUUUGAAGUGCUUAAAACGUAAACAACUUUUUAUGCAUUUUUUUAACGUGAAACUCGCUUAAAGUCAACCUUAAUGGGUUAACACUAAAGUGGUGUAAGUCAUAUUUUUGAAAUGAUGUAAGCCUUGUUUUAUAAUCUUGAUAUUAUUUAGACCUCUUCAAAGAAAAAAUUGUGUAAGUUCUUCCUGUAUUAUUACUGUAAACACUUACACCACUUUUCCUGAUUUAUCUGAUGAAAAUUGGUCUAUUUAUCAAGGUUACAAAGCAAGACUUACAAUUUCACAAAUAUGACUUACACCACUUUGGCUUUAACACUCUCUGUUAGAUAACACAUGUUAUCUUAGAUAACAGUAUCAAAUAAAUUUUCUCAGGAACAUUGGAAAAAAUAUAAACACAUAUUAAUAAAUCGGAAGAGUAUUUCAUUCCUGAAUAAAUUUUCUCAAUUUGCUAAUUCAAUUUAUUCUUCUUAAGCGGUCGUGCAUAUCUGAGUAUGCUUCCACCGUACAUAGUCUUAUCAAGUGAGAUGUUAGAGAGUCAGGAUUAAAAUAUUCUGUUUUUAGCAGCAUUGUGAAGCAUUUAAUUGCUGUGGAUUCCUGUCCAUUGGCGAAUAUUACGCAGCCAUCACAUCUUCUUACGUCCUAGAACUCUCUUGCCCUCUAUCUUUCCUUCGAGUACCAAAUGCUGAAAAGUGUAUCGUUCUCUUCUUAAUAUGUGACCUAAGUAUGCAUUCAUCUUACUUUUUAUAUAAUCAAAAAGUUCCCUGUCCUGGAAGCUCAUCUUAAUACUUCCUCAUUUCUGACUACGCUUCGAUUCGGCGCAGGUAAUACAUUUCAAAGAUGUCCUCUGGAGCCGGCCUUAAACGACCAUUCAUCCAUUCGGUACAAGAGAACAGGCCAAACGUAACACUUUAGUAUCUUGUAUCUCAAGUUGAAGUCCAACUUGCGAUCAGUCAGAAUUUUAUGAAGCAUUAAAAAAACAUUUCUGGCUCGCUCUACUCUUAGUGCUGUCGCCAGGGGGUACAACGCCUCCUUUAUUCAGAUGGAUUUACCCAAGUUUUUUUUAUGUAUUUUGACCCGUAGAACACAAAUUUUUUGGGUAACAGUUGAUCCAGAUGUCGAUAAGAUUAUUAUAAACAAAGAACUUGAGGAAUUACACAACAGCGAUUUUUCGCAAAACAAAACAUUUUUUUUUGUAUUUUUUGGGCCAUUCUAAGCAAAAAAUGUUCCUACAAGUUUUUUCGUAGGAUGCACAGUUUUCGAGAUAAUAGCGGUUGAAUUUUCAAAAAAUCGAAAAAUUGCAAUUUAUUUUUGAACCCGAAUAACUUUUGAUUAAAAAAUAAACUAGCAGUUCUUCUUACCGUAUUUGAAAGUUCAAGUUAAAUUAUACCGGUUUUGAUUAUUUGAAUUGAUAAAAAUUAAUUUUUUUAUUGUCAAACAAAGCUAUAAACAAAUAGUGUUUCCCGUGCCCAAUGCAUGCGUUUUAAUGCAUGCUACGUAGAAAUUGACUGUUUGUGGGCCCGCCUACUCGUUUGAGUUUAAAUGAGAAAUGCAUUGAAACCAUCACUCAAGCACUAUGUGUUUAUAGCAUUGUUUAACAAUAAAAAAAUUAAUUUUUAGCAAUCCAAAUAAUCAAAACCGAUAUAAUUUGACUUGAACUUUCAAAUGUGGUAAGCAGAAUUGCUACUUUAUUUUUUAAUCAAAAAUUAUUCGGGUUCAAAAAUUGCAAUUUUUCGAUUUUUGAAAGUUCAACCGCGUUUAUCUCGAAAACUGUGCAUGCUACGAAAAAACUUGUAAAAACAUUUUUUGCUUAGAAUGACCCAAAAUAGACAAAAAAAAUGUUUUGUUUUGAGAAAAAUAGCUGUUGUGUCAUUCCUCAAGUUCUUUGUUUAUAACAAUCUAAUCGACAUCCGGAUCAACUGUUAGUCAAAAAAUUCGUGUUCUACGGGUCAAAAUACAUAAAAAACUUAAGUAAAUCCAUCUGAAUAUAGGAGACCGUUAUAUCCCCUGGCGACAGGACUAUCUGCUCUGUAUUUAUUUUUAUAUAAUUAUUUAUUAAUCUUAUGAAAAGCGCCAGUCUUUCAAAUUAAACUGCGCGUCAUAGAAAACGGGCACCCUAAAAAAUGGGUCAUUUUUGAUGUCGCGUAUCUCCUAAACCUGUUGUCCGAUUUAAAUGAUUUUUUGAAUAUGUUAUAGCCCUAUUCUUUGUCAAUAUCCCUCUAAUAAUAUUUUUGCUAAACAGGUAAAUUUUCAUUGUAUACCGGGUGUACGAAUCAAACUGUGUUUUUUCUCAAAGUUCGCAACACCCUGUGGAAUAUUCUAGCAUUUAUAAAAUACUGAAAUUAAAACCCAACUAUAGCCUUAGGUUUUCUUAACAUUGUGUUUUUUGAUUCAUUCGCUUAUAUUGGAUAAUACAAAAGUUAUGUACUUUAUAACAACUAGCCAUGUUCUUCAUCAGUACAGGGUGUUAUAAGUCUAGAGGGUUUUAGGGACUAAAUAAGUUCGACAAACUUUAAGGGGUAAUUCUGCAUUAAAAAUAAUGACAGUUUGCUUUAUAAUCAUAUAUCCGCAAAAGCUUCGUUUCCCAGAUAUGGGAUGUUAAAUUUUUUCUUACAAACUGAUGAUUUCUUUAUUGCUUUAAAACCGGUUGAGAUAUGAAAAUGAAAUUUGGUAGGUUUUAAGAGAUGGUUAUUGCGCAUUUUUUGACAUUCAACUAAGAAUUUUAUAUUCACUAUUGGAGUACUCUCUUGGAGGUACUCUCUACGCUACUUUACGGAGUAGAAGGGUGGACGUUAACAGCAGCAACUAUAAAGAAGUUAGCGGCUCUAGAAAUGUGGCUGUAUCGACGCAUACUGAGAAUACCUUGGACAGACAGAGUGACCAACACAGAGGUAUUGAGACGAAUGGGUAAAGAGGUGGAAUUGUUAACAACUGUUAAAAGGAGGAAAGCGUCAUACCUGGGCCAUGUAUUCCGUAGUGAUAAGUACAGUCUGCUACAGCUUAUCGUGGAAGGCAAGAUUGAAGGUAGAAGAGGUUUGGGCAGAAAGAAAAAUCCUGGCUGAGAAACUUGAGAGAAUGGUUUCAAAUACCAGAAGCUGCGAACAUAAUACACGCGGCACAAAACAGAGAAACCUAUCGUUUGAUGGUCGCCAACCUUCGGUAGAAGACUGCACAUAAAGAAGAAGAAUUGGAGCGCAUACGGGUAAUAUGACCGAUCAUAUUAUUCGUAUGCACGCCAAUGGUGACUAAAAAAUUCUUAAUAAUUCUUAAUUGUAUGUAAAAAAAAUGUUCAAAAAUUACGUCUUAAAACCCACCAAAUUUCAUUUGCAUAUCUCAACCGGUUUUAGGGCAAUAAAUAAAUCGUCAGUUUGUAAGAAAAAUUUCAACAUCCUGUAUGUCGGAAACGAACCAUUUGCGGACAUAUGUUUAUAAAGCAACCGGUCAUUAUGUUUUCAUGCAGAAUUGCCCCUUAAAGUUUGUCGUACUUCUUUAGAAACACCCUGUACUGAUAAAGAGCAUGCCUAGUUGUUAAAGUACAUAACUUUUGUAUUAUCCAACAUAAGCGAAUGAAUCAAAAAACAGAAUGUUAAGAAAACCUGAGGCUAUAGUUGGGUUUUAAUUUCAGUACAGUACAACCUGCCAUAUC